This is a messenger RNA of Paramuricea clavata, 2224 nucleotides long. The record is from the annotation of a GenBank genome assembly. NCBI's taxonomy places the organism in Eukaryota, Metazoa, Cnidaria, Anthozoa, Malacalcyonacea, Plexauridae.
AUGUCAAGUUCCUCACUCCGAGGACAAGGUUUUCACUAUGAGGGCAAGGUUUAUCACGCUGAAGACAAGGUUCCUCACUUUGAGAAAAAAGUUCCUCACUCUGUGGACAAGGUUCCUCACACUGAGGAAAAGGUUCCUCACUCUGACGACAAGGUUCCUCACUCUGAGGAGAAGAUUCCUCACUUUGACGACAAGGUUCCUCACUCUGAGGACAAUGUUCUUCAUUCUGAGAACAAGGUUCCUCACUCUGAAGACAAGGUUCCUCAGUCGGAGAACAAGGUUCCUCACUCUGAGGACAAGGUUCCACACAUUGAGGAAAAGGUUCCUCAUUCUGAGGACAGGGUUUCUCAUUCUAAAGACACGGUUCCCCACCCUUAAACCAUGUUCCUCGCGCUGAGGACAAAGUUCCUCACUCUGAGGACAAGGUACCUCACUCUGAGGUCGAGCUUCCUCACACUGAGGAAAAGAUUCCUCACUAUGAAGACAAGGUUCCUCACUCAGAGGAAAAGGUUGCUCACACUGAGGACAAGGUUCCUCUCUCUGAGGAGAACCUUCCUCACUCGGAUGACAAGGUUCCUCACUCAUAGGACAAGGAUCCUCACUCAAAGGACAAGGUUCCUCACUCUGAGGACAAGGUUCGUCGCUCUGAUCAUGAGGACAAGGUUCUUCACACUAAGGACAAGGUUCCUCACUCUGAACACAACGUUCCGCAAUCUGAUGGCAGGUUCCUCAGACUGCGGACAAGGUUCCUCGCUCUGAUGACAAGGUUCCUCACCCUGAGGACAAGGUUCCUCACACUAACGUUAAAGUUCCUCACUCUGAGAACACGGUUCCUCAUUCUGAAGACAAGGUUCCUCACUCUGAAGUCAGGGUCCUCACUCUGAGGACAAGGUUCCUCACACUGAGGACAAGGUUUCUCACUCUGAGAACAAGGGAUUGUCACUUUGAGGACAAGGUUCCUCACACUGAGGAGAAGGUUCCUCACACUGAGGACAAGGUUCCUCUCUCUGAGAACAAGGCUCGUCACUCUGACGACAAGGUUCCUCACUCUGAGGACAAGGUUCGUCACACUGUGAUAAUGUUGCUCACUCUGAGACCAAGGUUCCUCACUCUGACGACAAGGUUCCUCACCCUGAGGACAAGCUUCCUUACUCUGAGGGCAAAGUUCCUCACACUAACGACAAGUUUCCGCACUCUGAGGACAAGGUUCUUCACACUAAGGACAAGGUUCCUCACUCCGAAGACAACGUUCCGCACUCUGAUGGCAGGUUCCUCAGACUGCUGAGAAGGUUCCUCGCUCUGUGGACAAGGUUUCUCACUCUGAGGACAAGGUUCCUCACUCUGAGGGCAAGGUUCCUCACACUAAGGACAAGUUUCCUCACUCUGAGGACAAGGUUCUUCACACUAAGGACAAGGUUCCUCACUCUGAAGACAACGUUCCGCACUCUGAUGGCAGGUUCCUCAGACUGCGGACAAGAUUCCUCGCUCUGAGGACAAGGUUCCUCACUCUGAGGACAAGGUUCCUCACACUAAGGUCAAGUUUCCUCACUCUGAGAACGAAGUUCUCCUCUCUGAAGACAAGGUUGCUCUCUCUGAAGUCAGGUUCCUCACUCUGAGGACAAGGUUCCUCACAUUGAGGACAUGGUUCCUCACUCUGAGAACAAGGGAUGCUCACUCUGGGGACAAGGUUCCUCACACUGAGGAGAAGGUUCCCCACACUGAGGACAAGGUUCCUCAUUCUGAGAACAAGGUUCCUCACUCUGAAGACAAGGUUCCUCACUCUGAAGUCAGGUUCCUCACUCUGAGGACAAGGUUCCUCACCCUGAGGAAAACGUUCCUCACACUGAGGACAAGGCUCCUCGCUCUGAGAACAAGUUUCCUCACUCUGAGGUUAGCGUUCCUCAUUCUGAGGACAAGGUUCCUCACUCUGAGGACAAGGUUCCUCACUCUGAGGAGAAGGUUCCUCACUCUGAGGACUAGGUUCCUCACUCUGAGGACAAGGUUCCUCACUCUGAGGACAAGGUUCCCCAUUCUGAGUACAAGGUUCCUCUCUCUGAAAACAAGGUUCCUCACUCUGAGGACAGGGUUCCUCACUCUAAGUACAAGGUUCCUCACUCUGAGUACAAGGUUCCUCACCCUCAGGACAACGUACCUCACUCUGAGUACGAGGUUCCUCACACUGAGGACAAGGUUCCUCACCUGGGGACAAGGUUUCUCACUCUGA